UUCUUCUUCUUCUUUCGUAAUGAGUCCAUCGCCGUCGAAGCCUAAGCGGAAGCAGCCGCCGCCGCCGCCGGAAACGGCGUCGCACCGUUUCCUUGGCGUUCGGCGGCGGCCGUGGGGGCGAUACGCCGCCGAGAUUAGAGAUCCUUCCACCAAAGAACGCCACUGGCUCGGCACCUUCGACACCGCCGAGGAAGCCGCCCUCGCCUACGACCGCGCCGCCCGCUCCCUCCGCGGCUCCCUCGCCCGCACCAACUUCCUUUACUCCGACUCGCCGCCGCCGCUGCCGCCCUCCGCCGCCGUCUCUCACGGCCAGCUUCCGCCACCUCCCCUGCCUCCUCCUCUGUUUCUUCCUCUGCUUCCUCCAGAUUCGCCGCCUCUCUUCGACCAAUUCCCCGCCGCUGGAGACUCCUCGGCAAGUUUCUUCGCUGGAUUCGACGAUGGCGGUGCUGAGCUUCCGCCAUUUCCUCCGGCAAUUUCGUCGGAAUCGGAGAAUUAUAAUUAUAAUAACUGUCUGAUGGAAACACAGAACAUUGGUUUAGAAUCUCUUGAUCAGUCGUCGAUGGGAAUCGGAUCGUACUUUGGAUUUGAUUCCGGCGGUGAGUACGUGCAGAGCCCGAUCUUUGGAACAAUGCCUGCGGUUUCCGACGCCCUCGCCAGUGAUUUUGAGUCUCCGGCCAAUUUCUAUUUCUCCUAGGUCCUCAGAUUAAUAAUUAUUAAAAAAAAAUAUCAAUAUUUCUAAAAAGAAAAAAAAAAGACUUAGGAUUAAGAUUAAAAUAUAUAAUAUAAUGUAAUGUAAUGCAUGCGCCAUGCGGAUAG
Messenger RNA from Momordica charantia (bitter melon), 816 nucleotides. RefSeq names its product ethylene-responsive transcription factor LEP. Gene Ontology annotation, molecular function: DNA binding; DNA-binding transcription factor activity. Gene Ontology annotation, biological process: regulation of DNA-templated transcription. The record is from RefSeq and is a predicted model, not a curated record. Lineage: Eukaryota; Viridiplantae; Streptophyta; Magnoliopsida; Cucurbitales; Cucurbitaceae.